Acipenser ruthenus (sterlet) is the source of this 1779-nucleotide messenger RNA. RefSeq names its product ubiquitin-conjugating enzyme E2 D2. The coding region runs from base 470 to 916 and encodes 148 amino acids. The transcript has 8 exons. Gene Ontology annotation, molecular function: ubiquitin conjugating enzyme activity. Gene Ontology annotation, biological process: ubiquitin-dependent protein catabolic process; protein K48-linked ubiquitination. The record is from RefSeq and is a predicted model, not a curated record. Gene Ontology annotation, cellular component: nucleus. Lineage: Eukaryota; Metazoa; Chordata; Actinopteri; Acipenseriformes; Acipenseridae.
GUAGUGGUAUUUGUAUGUGAUGCACACUUGGAUUGGGAAACAGCAUCAUAAACCACAGCAAACUGUUGAGACCAGUGUUAGACCCGUUCACCUGUUAAUCACAAACGUUAUUUUUAAGUGUAUUGCGAUUUGUGUUCCUUAAAAACAUCCCGACAAGGGAACUGGUUCCAUCCUUGUGGUGCGGUGGGGGCGGAGUGAUACGACAGAGGUCGACCGGCUGGGUGUGUGUAGUUCCGGCAGAAGCGGACAUCUUGUUGAGUAACUGCGGAGAACACAAGAGCGAGGGAGAGGGAAGUAGUUGCUGGCUGUACCCAGCGUUGUAAGAGCCAUCAAAACCAGUGACAGAGAAACCCCCACUUGAUCGUAGACUGGCUGUGUGACUGGGAGAGAGCGUUACGAGUGUUUUUGUACUGGUGAAUUUCAACUCGGACCACAUUACCCCCUUCCUUGAUAACCACAAAGAAAAAGAAUGGCGCUGAAACGAAUUCACAAGGAGCUGAAUGACUUGGCACGGGAUCCACCAGCACAGUGUUCUGCGGGUCCAGUUGGAGAUGACAUGUUUCACUGGCAAGCCACAAUCAUGGGACCUAAUGACAGUCCAUAUCAAGGUGGUGUAUUCUUCUUGACAAUUCAUUUUCCCACAGACUACCCUUUCAAACCUCCUAAGGUUGCAUUUACAACAAGAAUUUAUCACCCAAAUAUUAACAGUAAUGGCAGCAUCUGCCUCGAUAUUCUAAGAUCACAGUGGUCUCCUGCAUUAACUAUUUCUAAAGUUCUUUUGUCCAUUUGUUCACUGUUAUGUGAUCCUAACCCAGAUGAUCCACUAGUGCCAGAGAUUGCACGCAUCUACAAAACAGAUAGGGAAAAGUAUAAUAGGCUAGCAAGAGAGUGGACAGAAAAAUAUGCAAUGCUUUAGGGUACAACAGAAUAGCCCGGGAAUGGACUCAGAAGUAUGCAAUGUGAUGCUACCUUGUGGAAGUUGGAACAACCUGCAUUAUAGCUGGAAUAAACUUUAAAUUACUGGUUUCUUUGGUUUUUCUUAUUUGGCUGCUCCCCUUAUCAGACCAUAUCGUUUUUGCCCCCAUUUGUGCACAUGCUCUUGUAAGAAGAUAGUUUCUCCAGCUUGGACAAGACCAGCUUUAUGAAUUUCAAAAGUAGUUUUCAUCAAAAUCGCCCAAAGUUCUGAACUCUUAAUGGAGCAUGUGUCUACAGUGGCCAAUACCUUCACAGCCCAUUGGUUAUGAGACUAAAACAUACCUCAUUGCUCUAACAAAUGCUGAAGAUGUCGACGAAAAAGGAUGCUGUUGUGUUAUCAACCUCAUCUUGUAAGGAUCGCUUUGAUGCUGGGAUAGCAUCCGCCUUGUAAGCUUUUCCGAUAAUGUUAGACUGAGGUUUAUCAAUUUUAUGCUCAUAACUGACAUUGUGGAUGGAGAAUUGCUGCAGAGUGUAUAAGCAUCAGCAGUACAGAAAAUAAAUGCUGUAUUUUUAUGCAUGUUAAUAAAGGAAUGACCAGUUUUUGUUCUGCAGCUAAUGGAAAUCGGGUGGGAGGGUAGGGGGUGGGAAUUCUUCAAAAUCUCCAAAUAAGGGCAGAACAUUUUGUUAUAUACUUUUUUUUUGUUUUCUUUUUGUUUUUAGAAGUCGAGCUAUUAGUUAAUCUAUCUUCCACAACAUUUUUACGUAGCACUGAAUAAAUGAUGCAAAAUUGUCAAUGGUUGAAUGAUCAACUAAUAGCUCUGCUAGCUAUUGAUUUAUUUUCCUCAAUAAAGUUGCAUAAACCAA